Paramecium sonneborni is the source of this 2022-nucleotide messenger RNA. NCBI's taxonomy places the organism in Eukaryota, Ciliophora, Oligohymenophorea, Peniculida, Parameciidae. The record is from the annotation of a GenBank genome assembly.
UUUCUAUUAUGAUUAGAGGAGACUCUGAUGAGUUCAAACAAAAUGCAAAUAGCUAAUUUCUAAUGAGCAAAUCUAGUAAAGAGAUUUCAGAUGGAUAAAAUUCAAGAAGAGAACAUUUAUUUUAAAAAUUACCUUCUUUAGAUUGUACACAACCUAGUAAUUUUUGGCAAAUUAAAAAAGGAGGGUCUGCAAGAUGUAUUAUAGAUUCUGAAAGAUUGUCUACUGCUUAAAAACCACUUACUCCUUAAUAACAAAAAAAAUAAAAACAUAAAACCAUUUAAAUUGAAGAGAACAAUUAAUUUGAUCUAGGUUCAAGUCAUCAUUUCUAAAGAUUAUUCACUGUAAAGAAUUAAGUCAAAUCAUCUACUGGAGGUGUAAAAACUUCAAGAGAUGAAAACACUAGUUUAGUCAGUAGUAUUGUUGUUCUCAAAAAAUCAUAGUAUCAUCAUUAAACUUAAUUAAUACAAUAAUCAUAAUAAACAUAAUCUUCUGUUUAAUAAUAGUAAUGUCCAUUCUCCUCAGGAAAAUCAAUUAAAGAUAUUCUAUCUUAAUUUAAAGAUAAAAAGUAUAUAACUUAUAAAUAUUAUUUAGACCUAAAACUGGAAUUACAAGACAUAGCGAAUUUGAAAAAAUGGAAGGCUUAGAUGAUUAUACAAAAGAAUUUGGAUAAGUUCUAGCUUAAGAUUAAUUAAUUGGACCAAUAAUUGGAGAUUUUCAUGAAAUGAAAGGAGUUGUUAAAGCAUUAAUUGAUUUAAGUAAUGGAAAUAAAUUACCAUAUCAUUUUGAAAGCCUUAAAUAAUUACAUUAGGAUCUCAAUAUAACUGAUGAAAUGUUUAAUAGAUUUAAAUAUCUUUAUAUCAAAAAAUUAAUUGACAUUAAAAUUUCGAUGGAAAUAAUAUUUAAAUGUGCAUAAACAGUAGAAUGUUAUAGAGGAGCCAUCAUUUGCAAUGUAUCCAAUAUUUCAUAUUUAAAUAAUAGUCUCGUUCUAUUUAAAAUGUUAAAGAUAAUAUCAGAACUAUUGCUAAAAAUAUGUAUGCUCAAAUUUUUGAAGAUUUUUCUUUGAGUCCUUUAUUUAAAGGAACUAAAUAAGAAGAACAGGCUAUCAAAUUUAGCAGAAUAUUUGGAUUCAUUCUAGGAUCAUCUGAAUCAACUAAUUAUGUUAUGGAUUCCAUGAGAGACUUUCAUCAAGCGUUUAAGAUUAAUUCUGUCCAAUAUUCAGUGUUCAAAUAUUAUUUAUCAGGCGCCUUAUCUAGACAUACUGAAAAAGAGGUUGUUUGGUAUAUUCUUGAACAAACUGACGCUUAUAAAGCUGCAGUUAUAGAUUAAGAUAGUAUUAAAGAUUUAGUUUAUAAAUAAUUUGGAAUUGAAAAUUUUUGUACUGAAUUCAUAAAAUUAUGUUAAAGCGAUGCUUUUAUUAAUAAAAAUUUUAUCCAUAAAGUUGGAUAUGAUCAAUUUGUUUAACAUACCAAAUAUUUUUUACAUUAUGCUUUUAACAAAUAAAAUAAUUGUUUUACUCUUGAAGAUCUAAACUAAUUACAUUGUUAACAUCAAAUCAAUCUUUAGCUUUAUUAAAGUAUUAAAGAUAAACUAUUAAUCUUAUUGAUCAGGCUUAAUCCUUAGAGAGUUAUCUUUUAAGAUUUUGAAGAAGAAUUUGAUCUCAUAUUACCCUAUAUUAUUAAUUAGAAAUUACCUUGCGAUAUUGUAGGAGAAAAGAGACUCUGUGAAUUUGUUCCAUUGAUAUCUGAUGAAUUAUAAUCAAAUGUUGAAAUCAAAAAUAUUUUUGAUAGUAAUGAUGCUAAUAUCACUAAGACUAUACUCAAAAAAUUUGAAUAUUUACUAUCUGGUAGAAAAUAUUUUAAAAGAUCUGAUAUUUAAGCUAUACACUCUAGACUUAAAAUUAGUGAGGGUGUAUUUGAGGAAUUUAUUUAUAUUAUCGAAAAAGUUAUCUAUUAAUAUGAUACUUCACUUUUAUGGAUGAUUGAUGCCAUUAAAUAAUGGAAAUAUAUCAUAAUAACUGUCUGA